UCAUCACGCCAAGGAAGCCGUCCGAUAGGCAAGAGUAGCCGAGCCGGCCGAGUGCGUCGAUCGGGCUGUGCGCCGCCAUGUCGCUGCUGCUGCCGCAGGGCCGGUGCGGGGCCGCCGCUGCCCGGGGGCUGCUGGUGCCGCGGGGCCGGGCCCGGGUGUCAGGAAGCCAUGUGUGUAACCAGUAUGGAACAUCAGGUUCCUUACCAGGGGAAAAAAAAGAGUUCCUGCAAAAUGGACCGGACUUACAGGACUUUGUCUCUGGAGAUCUGUCAGACAAGAGCAGAUGGGCUGACUAUAAAGGCAAUUUAAAGCGUGAGAAAGGAGAAAGGCUGCAUCUUCCUCCAUGGCUGAAAACAAAGAUUCCCAUGGGAAAGAACUAUAAUAAAUUAAAGAAUACCUUGAGAAGUUUAAAUCUUCAUACGGUAUGUGAAGAAGCGCGUUGUCCCAACAUUGGAGAAUGCUGGGGAGGUGGAGAAUAUGCCACAGCGACAGCUACUAUUAUGCUGAUGGGUGACACGUGCACCAGAGGCUGCAGAUUUUGUUCAGUAAAGACCGCCAAGAACCCCCCUCCGCUGGAUCCGCAGGAGCCUUACAACACAGCCAGGGCUAUCGCGGAGUGGGGCUUGGACUACGUGGUGCUGACGUCCGUGGACAGAGAUGAUAUGCCUGAUGGUGGAGCAGAACACUUUGCAAAGACAGUCCGGCAUCUGAAAGAAAGGAAUCCAAAAAUCCUGGUGGAAUGCCUAACUCCCGAUUUUCGAGGUGACCUUAAAGCAGUGGAGAAAGUCGCCUCGUCGGGGCUGGAUGUGUAUGCCCACAAUGUAGAGACGGUGCCGGCACUGCAGAGUAAGGUCCGCGACCCCCGAGCCAACUUUGAGCAGUCCGUCCGUGUGCUGAAACACGCUAAAGAGGUCCAGCCCGGCGUCAUUUCCAAAACCUCCAUCAUGCUGGGGUUAGGCGAGACGGACGAACAAGUAUACUCCACAAUGAAAUUAUUGCGGGAAGCAGAUGUGGAUUGUUUGACCCUAGGACAGUAUAUGCAACCAACAAAACGUCACCUAAAGGUGGAAGAGUACAUAACUCCUGAGAAGUUUAAGUACUGGGAAAAAGUAGGAAAUGAUCUUGGAUUCCAUUACACUGCUAGUGGGCCUUUAGUGCGUUCUUCCUAUAAAGCAGGUGAAUUCUUCUUGAAGAACUUGGUAGAAAAAAGAAAGACAAAAGCCAUCUGAAAAUGAGAAUUGAACCUAUUAAAAGCAGCCAGCUUUAAGAAUCCUUUUUUCAGUGCAUAAUUAUACUCAGUUCCAGAAAUGCAGAACAGAUGGUGGCUAUAUGAAUAAACUUACUAUCUUUCCAGAACAAUUUUUUUCUCAUCAAAACACAUUAUUUUACCUCAUUUCUCCUGGCUACAGCAACAGAAUACUUGAGUGUUCAGCAAAAAAACAGAAGAUAGAACCGACUUUGAAAGAGUGGUGGAACUGAGGUGGAAGAAACAAACAUAAGCUGGGAACAAAGACUGGGCAGAUUUAUAGGUCUGCUGCAGCAGUCAGCAUUGCUGCAUUAAUACCUGUGAAGGUGCUGAUAGUAAUUGGAAAGGUACUGAUACUUUGGUGUAUCUUAAUAUUGUGGAACAUAAGCUUGCAGAGGCUCUGGGAACCAUAGGAGUUCUAAAGAAAAGACUGUAUGUGAUAAUGCACCAGAUUAGGGAUUUCUUGAUCUGUGCCAGAGGAGGUUCAGUGAUAUUCCUUCAAAAGAUGGUGUCUCUGAGCUGUACCAUUCUGAUAGCUAAAGCUUUUCCAGAGCUUGCAGUGUCAGCCUUGGUAUAUACAAGGUAUCAAGCAAAAGAAAACAAAAUGACAUUUCUGGCACGUCAAUUAACCUUGUGUAGAUACCAUUAAUUUAAAUAAUAAAAAUUAAUUAAUAAUUCAUUUGGAAAAUCAGAGUUGGUGUAGGAGCAUAAAUGGAGCUACCCCUAAUUGAUGUACAUGAUUGUAACAAACCCCACUGAGCUGCACAGAUGCUUCUUUUGUAUUGAGUAUGCAGAACUGCAGUUCUGUACAGUGCUCCUAUUGCAUGGCUAUUGUCUUGUCAUUAAAGGAAAGUUAAAACCCAGUGGUUGUGUUUGGUGGGUCUGGUUACUUGCCCCUUGAGGCUUGGUCUGGCUGCUCAAUCUAAGUGCAGAGAACUGAACCAAAUUGUGGGUAAAACAUGAAAUCCACUGUAUAGCACACUAAGCUCAAGCAGAAAUAAAAACAUGGCAUAUGCUACAUUAACAGCUCUACUUGCCUGUCUUUACAGCAGUAAUAUCAGUGAUUCUCUCCCUAAUACUCAGCUGUGGACAUUAAAUACCAUCUCUGAACUAA
Serinus canaria (Common canary) is the source of this 2360-nucleotide messenger RNA. RefSeq names its product lipoic acid synthetase (gene LIAS). The transcript is spliced from 11 exons. The coding region runs from base 78 to 1229 and encodes 383 amino acids. Gene Ontology annotation, biological process: lipoate biosynthetic process. Gene Ontology annotation, molecular function: 4 iron, 4 sulfur cluster binding; lipoate synthase activity. Gene Ontology annotation, cellular component: mitochondrion. NCBI's taxonomy places the organism in Eukaryota, Metazoa, Chordata, Aves, Passeriformes, Fringillidae. The record is from RefSeq and is a predicted model, not a curated record.